Plenodomus lingam JN3 is the source of this 774-nucleotide messenger RNA. RefSeq lists its product as uncharacterized. Lineage: Eukaryota; Fungi; Ascomycota; Dothideomycetes; Pleosporales; Leptosphaeriaceae. Gene Ontology annotation, biological process: vesicle-mediated transport. Gene Ontology annotation, molecular function: GTP binding; GTPase activity. Gene Ontology annotation, cellular component: Golgi apparatus. The record is from RefSeq and is a predicted model, not a curated record.
AUGUCUCAGCCAUGGGACUACAUAGCCAAAAUUGUAUCACUGGGCGACUCAGGAUGUGGUAAAUCAAGUUUAACAGUCCGCCUCUGCGAAGGCCGUUUCUCCCCCCAUCACGACGUGACCAUCGGUGUCGAAUUUGGCUCUCGCAUAGUGCCUGUUGGCCCCCCAGCUUCAUAUUCCCUCGGCAUCAACCAGCCGUCUUCAUCACAAUCGCCCGCCGCCCCAUCAGUGAAAGACCCACAACAAAAGCACAUGAAACUGUCGCUGUGGGAUACAGCAGGCCAAGAGACGUACAAGAGCAUCACCAGAAGUUACUUCCGCGGCGCAUCGGGCGCAUUGCUCGUCUUCGAUAUCUCGCGGAAAAAUACAUUUCUCAGCGCAACGUCAUGGCUGCAUGAUCUACGACAGAUUGCUGAAGAAGGCAUCGUUGUAGUGCUGGUGGGCAACAAAUCCGAUCUCGCAGCCUCGUCAACGCUUUCCGAGUCAGAAGCAGCGAAUAAGCGCCAAGUCACAAAAGAAGAAGCGGAAGAAUGGUGUAAAGCCAAUGGUGUCAUGCAGUAUGUUGAAACAAGCGCGAAGAGUGGUGAGGGCGUCGAACGAGCUUUCUUGGAAGUCGCAGAGCGAAUAUACCAAAACAUCGAAGCGGGUAAAUACGACCUGAAUGAUAGGAGAAGUGGUGUCAAGGGGCCAGGAGGCGGUGGAGGGAACAGAGCGAGCGUGAAUUUGAACGAAGCAGCGAAGAAGGGGAAACAGCAGGGAUGGGGAAGCUGCUGUUAA